Messenger RNA from Cyprinus carpio (common carp), 1590 nucleotides. RefSeq lists its product as uncharacterized. NCBI's taxonomy places the organism in Eukaryota, Metazoa, Chordata, Actinopteri, Cypriniformes, Cyprinidae. The record is from RefSeq and is a predicted model, not a curated record.
GCGACUUGUUAGUGCGCACUACACUGAGACCCGCCUCCCUUCGUUUUCGCUCUAUAGCACACGGUCCCCUCACUGUAUAACACUGAGGCUGUCUGUAUGUCUGCUCUCAUGUCAUUCAGCAGAUGAAUCACGUCUCAGCACUGGUUUUGCUUUAGACGGGGUGAGAUCGCUCAAUAUAGCGGUCAUCUAGCGCGCUGGAAGCGUCUCUGCACGGGAUAACGUCCACACGCUACUGUCAUGCUGGAAACAGAUCGCUCUUGUGGACUUGCAAGAUCGGAGGAAUGAUGAAUGAGUAAAAAAAAUAAAUAAAAACGCCGGCGUGGAUAAUCGACAAAAGCUGAGUAUUAAACCGUCAGCAGUUCUGUUGAAUAAUCUGUCAAUAUCAAGCGUUCAAGACGGACGGCGCACAGGAGCACGGAGGGAGAACCCGCGCAAACAUGAGGGAACGGGACUUUAUGCCAAACAUGGAACGGGGCAAACCGGCCACAUACACGGGAGACAAAAAAGCUAAAAUGGCUGCUAAAACCAAUAAAAAGUGGGUGAGACUGGCUACUGUAUUCGCAUAUGUCUUGUCUGUGUCUUUGGCUGCUAUUAUACUGGCAAUUUAUUACAGUAUGUUAUGGAAACCGACGUCUACAUCUGUGUCUGGACGGUCAGAUGUAUUGGUGACGGCUGCAGUUAUACCCAUAAACACAAAUAACAUCACAACAAAUGACGUACCAACCACAAACAAUAUGAAUAGUACACCACCGGUCAGCCUGAGAUCGACACAGACCCCCACUUAUGCCCACUCCACUUCUUCACAGAGACACUGGGGUGAUAACAAUGGUCAUGAAGGCCUUCUCAAUAUCCCCACAACAAAAACAAAGAAUACUGACCAAACAGGAACAAUUGACUCUGCGCACAUUCACGACAAACUAGGACGUUUCAGUACAGCAGAAGUUAGCCAUGUGUCAGUAACUAGUAUUCUUGUAGCAGGUGCAUCAAGUGAACCUUCUUUGGCUCAUGGAGCCAAAUCUUCUAAUAAACAAAAUGUCUAUGGCAGUUCUGGGGUCGGUGCCACUGAGGAUCGGCCAGACAUGUGGGAUUCAGCCUCUUGGACAAGCUACAGUGCAAGAUCUGAUGUCUCCUCUUUGACGGAACAUGGUCUGGAAUUAAUAGAGGGCUCGUCUCCAUCGCAAGAAGAGUUGGUUACCAAGGACACCGAGAAUGCAGCAAGUGGAGUGUGAUACCAUAUUAUUUAUGUGGCACGUAAUUAUAUAAUAUUAACUGUGUUGACUGUGCAGUGAGAAGUCAUCAAACAGUUUAUAUAAAUUUUGUUGCUAUUUCAAGGACAGAAACUGUGUUGACCUACCUGCUUUGAAAAGCUCAUUUAAAGGUUGUUGUUACAUUAAAGAGUGCAAUAGUUGGGUUCUGAAAGUAAAAAUCCCAUAAGUUUUCUACAUUGGGGAAUUCAUUUCAACGAUAACAAAAACAUUUAAAGACAAACCUACUGUGAGCUACAAGGUUGUUAAAGGGAUACUCCUCCCCAAAAUGGAAAUUUUGUCAUUAAUCAAAAUAUAUUAAUAUAUAAAUAUAAUAUAUAAUUAC